AUGGGAAAUCUUCCAUCAAGAGGCGGAGUAGCAACUGCUACCAAUGGGUCAAUACUUCCUCGAGAAGCGACGACGAGCCAUCCGGAUCCUAAUUUUUCUGACAUCAUCGCGUUCGAUGUCAUUCAUCUCUUUGGCAUCGUCAUCCUCGGGGGUACACUCCUGACGGCGUACUUCUCGUCGCGGAUAAGACGAGGCUCACUGUGGUUCAUGUUCAACAUUUCGUGGUUCCUCGCAAGCUUUGGUUACCUUCUUCUCCUCGGUCAGCAAACUGGUCCAGCACCGCCCUUCGUCCUGUGUUUGAUACAAUCCAUGUUUGUCUACGCAACGCCCGUAUUUUAUGGCUUUGCGGCUCUAUCAUUCAUGCUUCAUGUAGGCUUCUCACUUCAAACAAUAAAACAGGUUACCGACGGGGAUUCGACAGGUGUAUUUAUCAAUAAGACCUACGACAGGAAAGUCCUCGUUGAGGUUCUCAUUGUCGGCCUCAUUCAUAAAUCUUACGUUCAACGCGAUCCGACCGGCAUGUAUUGCCACAUCACUCGACGACUACCAAAUCGGACAACAGCCACACUCGGUGUCGCAGCUUCGAUACCGAUGUUCAUCCUUGGAGUUCUCAUAUUCCGAAUCGUGAAGAAUACCUGGAGCGUCAAAAUGAAGCGUACGCGAGACCACAAAGUCUCUCUAGACAUCGCCAUUCGCGCCGUGAUUUUUGCUUUAUGUCCCCUGAUUGGGCUGACGGUUGGGCUGCUUCAAUACGUCCCGGGUAUGAAGGAACACCAUGGAGCUGGUCUAAACAUCGCUCUGGCUACAUUACCUGCUCUUGCGGGGUUGAUCUUCGGAACCCAACGAGAUAUGAUAGCUGUCUGGGCAUGUCGAAGGAAGAAAACGGAGUCAUCGGUUCCAUUUACCGGCACAUCAAGUCAAAGUAGCGCGAAAGUCUAA
Cyclocybe aegerita is the source of this 939-nucleotide messenger RNA. The record is from the annotation of a GenBank genome assembly. Lineage: Eukaryota; Fungi; Basidiomycota; Agaricomycetes; Agaricales; Hemipholiotaceae.